Molecule: messenger RNA, 1934 nt
Organism: Owenia fusiformis
Lineage: Eukaryota; Metazoa; Annelida; Polychaeta; Sabellida; Oweniidae
Source: the annotation of a GenBank genome assembly
GUCCUGUGGGCAAUAGGCAACCAACUAAGACUACAAACGUAUUGUGCCAUUAAAGCACAGCGUGACAACAUCGCAGUUAGAGAAAAGUUUAAGUCAACUACAGAAGAUGGAACCACACUGAUUGAUGACGAUUCUACAUUUUAUCUGCACAAUACGGAUAUCAUCACAAGAUUCUAUAAAUCGGCUGUACCAUUAGAAACAAUCAUGGAUACCUUUACACUGACAAACACAGUGACGGGAAAAUGUUUUGAGGAAAAUGCGAUGAUUGAUGGCCUCGUUUACAUGCGAUUACUGAGGUACACAGAUGCUGUAACAUCCUUCAGCAAGGUUUUGGAAGAAACACCGCAUGAUAUGAUUACAUUGUCUUACUUAUGUACUGUUUAUUGUGCGAUGAAUGAAAAUGAUAAAGCUUGUGCGAUAAGUAAGAGUGCAAUUGAAUAUGCCGAAAAAAAUGAUGUGGACCAAUCACUCAUUCUCCGUAUGAAGUGCCAACUUGGACUUGCUAAUCUUUAUACAUAUGGUGACUAUAAAUUGGCCAACAAACUUUUUCAUGAGUUGCUAGAUAAUGAUGUGAUAAUUCCAAAUAAACUGGACCAUGGGACUCUCCUCCUAAACCUUGCCUAUUCUUACAGUGGCAUGGGAAAUGCCGACAAAUCAAUAGAACUCAAUCGGAAAGCAAUAGCUGUUAUGGAAGGAAAUGACAGUUCUACACUAGCAGUAGCCUAUAACAAUCUUGGGACUACCCUUGCGCGUGAAAAGAAAGACACAAAAAAUGGUUUACAAUACCUGCAAAAGGCCUUAAUGAUGAGGUACAGAUUGUUCGGCAAUGUUCCAAAUGUUGUCAUCAAAGAGAACCUAUAUCUACUAGCACAUGUCUGGUUUCAACUCGGAAACGUCCAAAGAGGUAAACAAAUGGCGAUUGAAAGCUAUGAAAUGCAGAAACAUCUUCAAAAAAUCAACAACGUCAAGGAAGAUCCUACGUGGAAUUUGAAUAUCAUCGGCUACGCUUACCUCAAGACUUAUGAAAAUGAACAGGCAAUAGAGUACUUUAAAGAAGCCAUUGCGAUAAAACUUGCUUCUCCAUCAGAGCAUCAACGACAAUAUUCCGAACUGCUGGCAAUACUGUACAACAAUCUGGGAUACUCCUACCACAACAGUGGGGAUAUUAACGCAGCUUUGAAAAACUACGAAAAGGCGCUUGAAUGGAUGAUUGAUACUCAAACGGAGUUCUUCUCUCUUUAUGGUUACUUUUCUUUGAAAGCAAGGAUACUGUACAAUAUAGGCAAUGCUCACAUCAAACAGGGCGAGUAUAGAAAAGCCAUUGACAACCUUCAGAGAUCUACAGAACUCAGAGAUGAACAUGUUGACGUUGAUACGUUUGAGGCACUUGACCUUGUAAUGUCUGUAUCUGCACUCGCAACCACACUAUCUUUACAAGGGGGUCUACCCGAGGCUUCAGUUCAACUUACCCGCUCAUUAAAGCAAUUGGAUAACAUUCCAGAUGAACAAAAAACAUCAUACCUAGACAUGGGGAAAAUUUAUAACAAAAUUGGGACAGCGUCUCGUGUAUUAAACAACCACAAAGAAGCAAUGGUAUACCACCAGUUAGCUUUAGAUACAGCAAGGCAGAUAUAUGGGAAGGAUACAGAAUCACUAAUACUCCUGGCAGAGGUACAGGUUGAACUGCAUGAAAAGCCUGGUACAGUCAAACAUAAUUUAACGUGUGCUACCAAAAUGUUGAAUGCAAUGCACAAAGGCCAGUCACAUCCUGAUUUGGAGUACAUUGAUAAACUCUUGUCUAAAUUGGAGACUUAGACACUCAUUAUCACCGAUAAUACAAGACAACACUCUACUAUACCUUGCAUUUGGUGUUCAUGAGCAACCCAUUUGGCUUAUUAGUAAUAAUAAUGUUAUUUGUUUUUAUUUGUCUGUUC